GAACACGGAAAUGCCAUCCUUCGCUGUCCGAAAGGAGCUUCAAGAGCGUUACAACAUCGACAGGAGACACAUCUAUGACUAUUUUCACAGCAAGGGUUUACGAGUCGUCAAAGAAGAUAAACACGGUAAUGCUGUUGUCCCCAAGGAUAUGGUUGGCUCGCCAUCGCUGGUAGAUAUAUGCGUGAUAUAUGCUGCCACAUCAAUUUUCACCUGACCGCUACUACUUUUAAUCAUCCAGCCGAACCUUCGUCCUUUAAGGCAAGCUCCCCCUAAAGAUCCCAUUUUAAUGCGUCGUCACCCUGCGCACCUUUUGAGCAAUACCACCCGCAAUGGCACUCCCCUCAAACCCCGCGGAAUUACCAAAAGUAAACCUGGUCGCCCAAGAAAAAAUGUUCCGAAGCAAAGAGUCCCGUCGACCGAGACGAUAUUUUCCCG
Molecule: messenger RNA, 435 nt
Organism: Serpula lacrymans var. lacrymans S7.9
Lineage: Eukaryota; Fungi; Basidiomycota; Agaricomycetes; Boletales; Serpulaceae
Exons: 1
Coding region: 11-214 (67 amino acids)
Source: RefSeq, a predicted model, not a curated record